Molecule: messenger RNA, 1261 nt
Organism: Chironomus riparius
Lineage: Eukaryota; Metazoa; Arthropoda; Insecta; Diptera; Chironomidae
Source: the annotation of a GenBank genome assembly
AUGUUCAAGUUCUACACAGUUUACUCUAAAUGUACUUUCGGUAUACAUCCGUCGAGGAUUGAUCAAUGUUAUGGCUGUCGUGUCACAGAUCAAGAAAUACCCGAAAAUCAAGAUUGUAAAAUUUCUGGACAACAUGAAAGUGGAAUGUCAAACAAUGACGUAAUAAGCGUGCAUUUUGAAAAUUGUACAAUCACGAAAGUUCCACAAGGACUUAUUAAAAUCUUCCCAAAUUUGAGAAUUUUGGAUAUUUGGAAUUCAAAAUUAUCGAAAAUCUGUAAAAAUGAUUUAAUUGAUUAUGUAAAUUUGAAGAAAUUAAGAUGUGAAUUUAACAACUUGGAAUUCCUGACUGGCGAUUUGUUUGAAGGUUUUGAGAGAUUGGAAUUUAUUAGUUUUAAUAACAACAAGUUGAGCAUCAUUGAGCCAUGCAUUUUGGAUGGUCUUAAAAAUUUAAAGUAUGUUGAUUUUAGAGAUAAUCCAAAUUAUUCUCAAUUCUACUCAAUUUAUCCUGAAAAUCAUCCAAAUUCGACACUCGAUGGAGUCAAAAUUGAAAUUGCUGAAAAGUUCUUCAAAAAAUUCAAAUUUUUUCAAGAUUUAAAAACCUCCGAAGACAAUUUGAAGAAAGAAAAUCAGGAACUUAAGGAUUCAAAGUUGAAACUUGAAGCUGAAUUGGAACAAGAAAAGUUUAAAAAUUUCAAAUUAGUCAGCAGAUUUGAAACUGGAAUUAUUGAUGAUGUCAAAGCAUUCAUCGAAGAUGAAACCACAAAAGACUUCCAGAUCACAAUUGACAGCCAUGAAUUCCCAGUUCACAAAUUUCUGAUUGCCGCUAGAAGUCCAACUCUGGCUGAAAUACUAAAAAACAACCCUGAAGUUGAAAAUCUUAAUCUUGUCGACAUUUCCGUAGAAACUUUUGAGAUAAUUCAUAACUUUCUCUACACUGAUGAACUUCCAGGCGACGAUGGGACGAACUAUUUACAUCUUUUUGCAGCUGCUGGCAAGCUGAAGAUUGAGUAGCUGAAGAAUCAUGCAGCAAUGAUGCUAAUUGAUAAUAUUGAUGAAAAUAAUGCAUUGGAUAUCCUCAAGUUGAGCAAUAAAUAUGAACAUCUAGCAUUGAGGCAAGAGGCAUUUGAAGAAAUCAAGAAAAAAUAUACAAAAGUACAGUUCAAGGAUGAAUGGGCAGCUGACACUGUAAAAUUGGAAAAAGCAAUUGACAUAAUAAAGCAACGAGAGGAAGCCGACCGAAAAAUGAAGGAGGAAUUUGACA